AUUUCAACAAGACUUAUGCUGUAAGCACAAACAAAAAAAAUGACGCUUUCUUUUUCUCAGGAAUUGCAUUGGCAGACAUUAUGAGCUUGACGCAGUCAUCGUGUCCCGCUGUGCGUCGCCCGGACCGUUUGGGUCUGUUGAAGACCAGCUACUAAGAUACAAUGACUACAAGAAACGGAGCUUCAUUUUCUAUGAUUGAUUACAUUUUCAAAAAUGACAUCACCUCCCUUUCAGUGACAGACGCUCACACCACAAGCACACUCUGAUGACUUUACUACAGUCAUGCUCACAGCACUCUUGCAUCUUAGGCGGCGUUUGCAAAUCCUUCACUCUUGCGGUAACGGCGCCGGUUUAAUUCCUGGGGAGCUGUCUGCGUGGAGUUUGUAUGUCCUUCCCGUGUUCACAUGGGUUUGCUCAGGGUACCUACCUGACGCAUGUCCUUACCUGUUGGCAAAAGUGCACCGCUCAUUUCUGCAUUGGCCCUCUCUGUGCUUGGGCCCUGGUGUGGAAGACUCUGCGCCCAGCGAGGGAGUUCCCAUCAUGCCUCUGGACAGAGGAGACGCUGACUGUCUGCAGUCCCAGACGCAGAGAUCCUUGGUCUUCUGGGGCCUGAAGAUCAAGAAGAAGCUGAAGGCCGUUCCGUUCUUGGGGAAGGUCCGACCGACAGUGGGGCUGUGCUGCCACCAGUGCACCCCUGACAGCCUGGGCUUGAAGCUCCUGCGGUCAUCCCCCUUCCUGGGCUUUAGGAACAUCCUCUGCGUGAACGAGAGUCUCACCAGGUACCGGGGCUGGCUGGUGCGGAGGGUGUGUUGUGUGCUGUUCGUGGGGCAGUGCAGGGUGUACCCCAGCCCUAGAGGAGACCGGGCACCCAGAGUGAUCAGCAGCAGCAGGGUACAGAAGGCGUUGACCCUAGGAGGGCCAGGAGAGGGCGCUGUGGCCAGCGAUGGCAGCUCUGCUGGUCUGCUGGAGUGUGGAGAGGCCAGGAGGAGGCAGGCUGAGCACAUGCUGGCCACGGUCAACACCUCCAUCUGCCCAUGGCUGUUACGGUUGGUCGCCUGGCUGCUCUUGAAGCUCCUCGGCAGGGUGUUCUGCAGCGUCCAGGUCAAUCUCAACCAGCUGGAGGCUCUCGGCAGGGCUUCAGAACGGGGCCCACCUCUAGUGCUGGUCUCAGUCCACCGCUCCAGCCUGGACUAUAUAUUCAUACCGUUGGUCCUGUUCUGCCAUGGCCUGAGAGUCCCGUAUACUAUCUGUGAGGAGAGCUUGGAAAGCACCUGGCUCAGCACCCUGCUCUCUAGUCUCCUGAACUGUUCCGAUCUCAGGGCAGUUCUUCAGAAACUGGGUGUGAUCCUCCCUCCCCACCAGCCGGUCGGCGCUGAGGGAUCUGUGACUGACAGCCUGUGCAGAGAGAUCAUGGCCUCCUACGUCUGUGAGCUGCUGCAGGAGGGCGAGAGUGUGCUGAUCUUCCUGGAGGACCCGAGCCCCACGUCGCGCCGCCCCUCGCCCCCCAGCGCGCUGCGGGUGGCCCAGGUCCGCCAGGCCGCGCGGUCCGGCGCCGUGCCCGAUGUCAUGCUGGUGCCCGUGGGCGUUGCCUACGACUGCGUGGGUCAGGAAACUGGCACCUCCGGCGUGCAGAUUACUGACAAAGAGAGGUUAACCUGUGUGGUUGAGGAGCUGUAUCUUUCCUGGGUCCUGCCCCCUGCCUACUGUCCAGACCUGUCAGAGCCUCAGCGCCAUCAAGUGAUCAGCCUCACCACACACCUGCUGCACUCGGCGUCUUCCUGCACACCUGUGAUGUCCACCUCCCUUCUCUCCUGUCUCCUGCUUCACAAGCAUCGCAAGGGUGUGCGCCUCUCCCAGCUGUGCAGGGAUUUCUCCUGGCUGCUCGAGGAGGUCCUGUUUCGGAAUUGGGACGUAGGAUUUGGGGGUUCCCUGGAGGAGGUGCUGUGCCAUGCCCUGUCACUCCUGCGGGACAGCCUGAUCGUGGGGUACCCCCCCUCCCAGAGGAAGGACCCCCUCCUCGCUCCCCGUCCCUGCCCCCAGGCCGUAAUGACACUUUCCCGCCACAGUGAGGCGCUGUGCAGUGUCUUCCGCCUAGAGGCAGUGGGAGCCUGUGCUGUGAGUUCCAUGCUGUCGGAGGCGGUGCUGUGUGCCAAUGAGAGUGAGAUGGAGUUUGACGUUUCACUGUGCCAGGAAGAGCUGACUGAGAGGGCCCUGCAGCUCUGCCACCUGCUGCCCGACAUCAUCCUACCCCCAUGCCAAUCUGCACAGAGUUUCGCUAUGGACGCAGUGGACAGCCUGGUGCACUGUGGGAUUCUUGUCAUGGAAGAGUCGUCCAGAGAUCGGCCGGUGUGUGACCUGUUGCAGCAGCGUGACGCACUGCGCUGGAAAUCGGUGGACGAGAUGGAGUACAGCGACUCAGACUGUGAGGACAUGUCCAAUCCCCGCUGCUACAAGCUCAGCCAACCCAGCCAGUGUCCAGAGCUGCUGUUUUUCCUGUGCAGGUUGCUGAGUGCCCAGCUGAGGGCGCUGUGCUGGGCCACUGAGGCCCUGCCCCUGCUGCACCUCCCACUCCCAGAAGCCCAGUGUAUCGCGCAGCUGCACGCAGUCCUGUGCGACAGAGCCCAGACGGCGAGGGAGUACUAUGAAAGUGCCUCUCUGGAACUGACUGCAGCUGCAAUCCAUACCUUCACCGACCUGGGCGUCCUGUGUGUAGAGUCUGGGAAGGGUUUGGGACUCCGUACAGAAUUCCAGCAGAAGAAGAAUAGGGAGAUGCUCCACAGCUUCAUCAGCCAGUUCCUGUUCAGCUACCUGCAGUGAGGCCUCCGAAUCCCUAGGGGGCAGCCUUACCUGUUUCUGAUGCCUGUGAGCGCCUGCUGUUCUUUCCGGUUGCUCAGACUGGGUUGCUGCUCCGCCCAGAUCCAGGUUUAAGACCCGUUCAAACACGGGGAGGUCCCUGUAGGUCACAGCGAACAGCUGUACAGCGUUUCCAGAUUGAGUGAAGAUGUGUUUAUUUCGGGGGGGGUGUUCCUAUAUGAUUAUUUUUAAUUGGAAUAUUCUUCCCGUUAACAUCCCAUCCCGUCCCAUCCAUGCUGGAAGCAGUUGUCCGAGAGGCUCUCGGAGCAGUUCCACAGGUGACGAGGGCAGUGUCCAUGGCAGGAGACACUUGAACGUCCUCCUGUUCGGCCUGUGAGUGCAGCACAUGCAGGGCCUGCAGCAGACAGCCGGCUCAGUAAGGUUUGACUGAGGGACUCUGAAGGAAUAACUGACAGUACUGACGGCAGGCAGGAUGUUGUUCACUAUAGGAAAGCGACUCCCCAGUUCAGGUUCCCGCUUUUAGUUUAGAUUUAAGAUUCUUCGGCUCUUCCGGUAUUUGUCCUCUGGCAUCGUUAACGUCCAGGAAAAUGUUUACACAAAAGCUUCAAAGAAGCCUCACUCUGGUUGUUGUUUUUUUCUUGCCAUGAUUCUUGUUGGGCUUUGAAUAUUGAGAAUGUUUACAAUUAUAAAAUUUAAUUGCAAUAUCAGUGACUUAGUAUGGGACUGUCUCUCCCAAAUCCAAGACUCGUCGUAGCUAAAUCCUCAGGGUACGCCGGUCCCAUUUUGGCUGGCGAUGGUUACUGCUCAGUGAUGCACAGACACGCUCGUUAAUUCAUCUCAUUCGAGCCAGCUCGUUAAUUCAUUAGCUUGCUAGAACACGCUCACAUGUGCUCUUUAAUUUGAGAAUUAACACACACACAGAAACACUUGAUGCACUUGUGGUCUGCGAGGAGUACGUAUGCCUUGUGCUUGAUCUUCAUUUGGGGAAGUGAAUUUUCACCCUCAGUCCUGUGUAUAAACAGACAGUGUAGGUUUGAAGUGCAUGACCUACAGCUAAUGUGUAUUGUUGAUAACUUUUUGAGGGAGUUUUCCUGACCUUUUUAUUUUGCAUUUUGUUCCUUUGUUCUUGAACCUGCUUGCUGAAGGGAAAUGGCAUGCACAUUUCUGUAUUGAGAAGUACUCUCGUUUUGAGAGGUUUAAAGAUAGUUUGUGGACAAGGGUGUAUUAGUGGGCCCAUAUAAUGGUUUUGAUUUUCAGUUGUGUUCAUAUGGUUCACUGUUAUUUCAAUAAAGGACUCUACUUGCAUGAUAAA
Messenger RNA from Lepisosteus oculatus (spotted gar), 4126 nucleotides. The record is from RefSeq and is a predicted model, not a curated record. Lineage: Eukaryota; Metazoa; Chordata; Actinopteri; Semionotiformes; Lepisosteidae.